AUGGCAUCCAAACACCUUCCCCUAUGCCAGGAUGUUGUCGCACAAGAGGAACUCCGCAAGUUCAAAGAAGAGGCCAAAAAGCAGGACGAAAUACAUUCCAAACUCGCAAAAACGAUCAUCAACGACAUCGUUCAAUCUACGUUCGAUGAACUUGCAAAAGGCGAACACGAUGGCCCGUACUGGGAUUUUCUUGCCCGCUCACAAAACGAACUUGUGGAAUCUGCGGAGAAAUUGACUGUCAGGCUUACAUUUGCUGAUGUGCAAGUGGAUCAAGUUCAGAGAUGGUUUCAGCUCACGCUUGAGAAGUUGUCAGCCCCUCGGGAUUGGCAAGGUCCCCAUGAGGAAGUCCAGAUACCACAAUGCGCAGCUAUGAUCGAUAGAGGCAUGGCCCGAGCAGAGACGAUGAACGAAGCUGCAGUACGCUGCCGUUUGAAUAUCGUUCUGUUUUCAGCCCUUGAUAUUGUGAUGCAAACGCCGUUAGAUGGCCGCUGGCCUCUUAAUCUCCAAACUGAGACCCCCCUCGUUUCGAGACCUUUCCGUUUUCGUGGCAAAUCACACCAGACGCAUGGUAUCUGUGACUAUACCCUCUGGUACGGGGACCAGUCUAUCUCAAAGGCGAUCAAUCUAAUAAUCGUGGAGGCUAAAAAGAAGGGCUCUUGUGACUCAGGAAUAGCCCAAUGCCUAGGCUACAUGGGAACGGAAGGCAAGCCGACCGUGCCGCAGUACUACCGUGUACGGGGUGGCAACAGAUAG
Penicillium canescens is the source of this 753-nucleotide messenger RNA. RefSeq lists its product as uncharacterized. NCBI's taxonomy places the organism in Eukaryota, Fungi, Ascomycota, Eurotiomycetes, Eurotiales, Aspergillaceae. The transcript has 3 exons. The record is from RefSeq and is a predicted model, not a curated record. Bases 1 to 753 code for a protein of 250 amino acids.